Mya arenaria is the source of this 3302-nucleotide messenger RNA. RefSeq lists its product as uncharacterized. Gene Ontology annotation, molecular function: protein binding. The record is from RefSeq and is a predicted model, not a curated record. Bases 117 to 2261 code for a protein of 714 amino acids. The transcript has 2 exons. Lineage: Eukaryota; Metazoa; Mollusca; Bivalvia; Myida; Myidae.
CGAAGUUUGAACAGAAACUUGCAUUUCAUAUUUUAAAACCUUGAAAGUUAACGUGUUGGGUGGUGUAAGGACAAGAAAACAUGAUGAAAGACACUGGAGGUUAACUAUCAGAAAGAAUGGACCGUGAUCCAGAGAGCCAGCGUGUGAUGUCCCUGAGAUUGUCCAAGGUGCUCGGGGACAUCGGGGUCACAAGACACAUGGUUGACAGGAGGAGGAGAACAUGGCUCAUUAAAGAGAAAGUUUACACGAUUGAAGUAAAUAUCCUUCGUGACAAAAACUACACAUGUUACCACGUUGGAAGCCAAAGUGAAGGAACCACUUCAUUGGGUAUGAAAUCGGAUGUAGACAUGUUAGUGAAAAUAAAUGACCAUUCUAUUAUUUUGGAAAUGUCUGAAUGGCAGUUUGGGGGCAAAGGGAUUUUUCUGAUGCUUAAGAAUGAGAAAACUCCUCCUCAACAUUGUAACCUACAAAUAAUUAGAACAGACCUUCCACUGCCAUUCACACAGGAUAUGGUGGUCAAAAGCCUGGAGUGUGAAGUUGACAUGGAAGGCAAGGUGCUGCUCAAAAACACUGUACAUGACUCGUUACUGACACAGACAUGGGGAGUGGAAUAUAUUAGGCAAGGUCCAUCACGCAGUGGAAACAAAGAGUUAGAUGUGGUAAAUGCUUAUCAUUGUCCAAGGGUGCCAGAAGAGUGUCAGAUCUUCUUCCAAAGACCUCGGCCUGGACACUGGCCCAGACCUGGGAUACUGGAACAGGCAAGAGGAUAUGGAAUAUUCUUGGUUCCACAAGGACAUGCUGAAAGUUAUGAUUCAAGUAUUGAGUGGAGAUUCUCUACUUCCCUCACAGAAAGACUUCUCAUGUUUGACCUAAAUAGCAGCAAGGUAAAGACCUAUACAUUUCUGAAAAUACUAAGGAAGACAUUUUUUAAACCUAUCGUAGGUGACCGAUUGAGUUCAUUCCAUUUCAAAACCACCCUAUUAUCCACGAUUGAGACCUAUCCUCCCGAGAUUUGGCGGAAGCAAAGUCUACUACAGUGUAUCAUUUACUGUCUUACUACACUAAGGCGCUGGUGCAAGAUGAACUACUGCCCACAUUACACAAUCUCUGGUGUGGACUUGUUUGUGGGAAAACUGAAGAAGUUUGAGCUGUUGCGUAUCUCUGUAAUGUUGUCAGACAUGAUAGAGAAUAUCAUAACAUACGUUGUGCAUAUAAAUAUGGAUCAGGUCGGAGAUAGAAUGCUGGUAUUAAAUGGAAACACACUUUCACAACUGCAAAUGAGAACAAGGUAUGAGAAUCAGGAGAUAACAGUGAAAUACUGCUUGGAUUCUUUGCUGUUUGAAUUGUACAGUUUACCAUGGAAAUACGUUACACAGAAAACUCUUCCACAAUUGCUGGUUUCUGUUGACCAAAUUAUUAGAGAUUUAAUUUCUUUAAGACGCAAUAUUAAUAAAGACACAUUACAUUUUGCCAGAGAUGUCAUCGGCUCAGGCGUAAAAAACCUUUGUGGUCUUCUAGCCUCAAUCCAGGCUUCCAGAUGCAUUGAGUUACGCCAAACCAUCUCACCAGACAUUUAUAACUUAUACCAAACUUCUUUGGUUUCAAAUGUGACAUCAAGCAGGCUUAAGUUUGCUUCCAUGUUGUACUGCACUGGACAGCAUGAGGGUGCUAUAACAGUGUUGAACUUCACUGAGGGAUUGCUGCACGAAGAUGUAUUACCCCUAUGUUUGAGCAGAAGAAGACAGUGUAGACCUACCAGAAACUUCCUGCGCAAAGGGCUGUAUCUUCCAGUAUCGGAGAUUAUUCAGGAUUUGGUGGCAAUUUGUGUUGUAUUCCUGCCUCGGGAAUCCUACUGUGUGCCAAAACAUCUGGUGUAUGAGUUAUACAGGACUUGCACACAAGCAGACAUUCAACACAGACACCCCGCGUAUUGUGACUGGAUGGACUGUGUUACAGUCGACUCAAUCCCAUUUCUUUACUACCUGCAAUACCUCACGUAUAGAGAGCACGGGCAACAUGACAAGAAACUGGCAGCAUUGCAGAAGCUUUGUAAUUAUGUGAAUGAUGACGAAAAUCAGUAUGGUUACAAAGAGACGGCAUGGAAUAUGCUGGGUCAUUGUUGGCAACUUGAAAACAAGUUGGACCUUGCUUGGCAAUGCUUCUGUGAGUCAGUAUGGGCAUACCCACAAAACAAUGCUGCACGAUGGCAUAUGGCUAUUAUUUUGACAAAGCUGCACGAUGGCAUAUGGCCUUUAUUUUGACAAAGCUGCACGAUGGCAAAUGCCAGUUAUUUUGACAAAGCUGCACGAUGGCAAAUGCCAGUUAUUUUUACACUGCUGCAUGAUGGUGUAUGGCCGUUAUUUUGACAAUGCUGCACCAUGGUGUAUGGCAGUUAUUUUGACAAUGCUGCACUAUGGUAUAUGGCCGUUAUUUUGGCAAUGCUGCACAAUGGCAUAUGGCCGUUAUUUUGACAAUGCUGCACAAUGGCAUAUGGCCAUUAUUUUGACAAUGCUGCGCGAUGGCAUAUGGCCAUUAUUUUGACAAUGCUGCACGAUGGCAUAUGGCCGUUAUUUUGACAAUGCUGCACGAUGGUGUAUGGCAGUUAUUUUGACAAUGCUACACCAUGGUGUAUGGCAGUUAUUUUGACAAUGCUGUACAAUGGCAUAUGGCCGUUAUUUUGACAAUGCUGCACAAUGGUAUAUGGCCGUUAUUUUGACAAUGCUGCACAAUGGCAUAAGGCCGUUAUUUUGACAAUGCUGCACAAUGGCAUAUGGCCGUUAUUUUGACAAUGCUGCACGAUGGCAUAUGGCCGUUAUUUUGACAAUGCUGCGCGAUGGCAUAUGGCCGUUAUUUUGACAAUGCUGCGCGAUGGCAUAUGACCGUUAUUUUGACAAUGCUGCACGAUGGCAUAUGGCUGUUAUUUUGACAAUGCUGCACGAUGGCAUAUGGCCGUUAUUUUGACAAUGCUGCACGAUUGCAUAUGGCCUUUAUUUUGACAAUGCUGCACGGUGGCAUAUAGAUUUUGUCAAUGCUGCACGAUGGCAUAGAGGCGUUAUUUUGUUAAUGCUGCACGGUGGCAUAUAGGCUAUAUUUUAACAUGCUAUCAACCAAAAUCAGGACCAAUGAUAGCAUGCCUUACCUUGCCAAUUGUUGUUAAGUGUAAUGCUAUUAUUUAAGGACAAUAGUUUUAAAUCAUUACUGUCGAAGUGUGAUUAACUGAUUAUGAUAGCUAAAUGUGUGUAUGAUUACUUCAUACUUUGGAUGAGUAACUGUCAGGUGUUACUGCAGUUGGAUUUAUAUAU